AUGUCUGACGCAGACGCAGAAAGCCCGCCGAAACGGACCUUCGUCGUGCCGGAGAAGCAAAUCAAGUCUGCUAUGGAUAUGGCGACAUGGGAGAAGUCUGCAGCGUAUUACGACUUGAUGGGUUUUAUAAGUAGCAUGUCCGUAGCGUUGCAGGGAACACGAGCUAGCCAAAGUGUCGAAAUUAGCCCUGUAAUUGAGAAACUGCUGAAAGCGAUAGAUCGCUUGGAGCAGCUGGCUAUAGAGACUCCGCCGAUCGAUCAGCCGGCUCGGUUCGGAAACGCAGCAUUCAAGAGCUGGUUUCAAAAGAUGCGUACCGAAAGUUUGCAAUUGAUUAAGGACGCGUUGCCAGAUACGCUCCAGGACGCGGCAAAGGAGCUCCAGGUGUACUUCGAAGAAUCGUUCGGUAAUUCGACGCGUAUCGAUUACGGCACCGGUCACGAGCUGGCUUUCGUAAUGUUCCUUAUGUGUCUGUUCAAAACUGGAGCGAUCGAACGGAAAGAUGAAGUUGCUGUGGGCUUGAAGUUAUUCGACAAGUACAUCGUUCUGGUCCGGAAACUGCAGGUCACGUACCGGAUGGAACCGGCCGGUAGCCAUGGCGUUUGGAGUUUGGACGACUUUCAGUUCGUUCCCUUCAUAUGGGGUAGCGCACAACUGGCCGUCAACAGUCCGAUUGAACCGCCGCAGUUUGUGGAGGAUAAAUCGAUCGACAAGUACAGGAAGGAGUUUAUGUUUGUCGGUUGUAUCGAUUACAUACGGCAGGUGAAAACUGGCCAUUUUGCCGAGCACUCCAAUCAGCUGUGGAGCAUCAGUGCGGUUCCGCAGUGGUCGAAAAUUUGUACCGGUCUGCUAAAGAUGUACCAGAAGGAGGUACUGUCGAAAUUUCCCGUUAUCCAGCACGUAUUCUUUGGUUCUAUUCUUACGCUGGAUCCGGUUAAACCGGGCACCGUCCUUCCGAAUCCCAGGUUGGGCAUGAUUCCGAGGCACGGUACGUCGUCGGGACCUUCAAUACCACCCCCACCGAAAUUUAGCAGCGGAGAUGGAAUGUGAUAAAUGUGUGCGUUCAGCAUGCACACAAACAUGCACGGAAACAAAAAACAUCGGUUAACACAAUCGUACAGAACUUUAGUAGAAGAUAACUUAAGA
Molecule: messenger RNA, 1143 nt
Organism: Anopheles cruzii
Lineage: Eukaryota; Metazoa; Arthropoda; Insecta; Diptera; Culicidae
Product: serine/threonine-protein phosphatase 2A activator-like
Exons: 3
Coding region: 1-1047 (348 amino acids)
Biological process (GO): mitotic spindle organization
Cellular component (GO): protein phosphatase type 2A complex; nucleus; cytoplasm
Molecular function (GO): protein tyrosine phosphatase activator activity; peptidyl-prolyl cis-trans isomerase activity
Source: RefSeq, a predicted model, not a curated record